Zea mays is the source of this 1046-nucleotide messenger RNA. RefSeq lists its product as uncharacterized. Gene Ontology annotation, biological process: mitotic sister chromatid cohesion. The record is from RefSeq and is marked provisional. NCBI's taxonomy places the organism in Eukaryota, Viridiplantae, Streptophyta, Magnoliopsida, Poales, Poaceae. Gene Ontology annotation, cellular component: NatA complex. The transcript is spliced from 3 exons. Bases 177 to 713 code for a protein of 178 amino acids. Gene Ontology annotation, molecular function: N-acetyltransferase activity.
AAGAGCCGGGAGCAGGGUUUUUGGCUGGGAGACCCGACCAAGAGAGGAAGGUCAGCCAGCCAAACGCCACCGCCGCCGUGCUCGCGCCGCACGCAACUCUCAGCUCUCUGACGCCUCCUCCUCCGUCGAUUCCGACGAGAGAGACGCAAACCAACGAGGUAGGAAGGAGCGCGAAGAUGGGAGCGGGGGACGGUGAGGUCGCUGCGAGCAAAGACAAGGCCAGCGGCGGCGGCGCCGAGCGGACGUCGCUGGACGGCGUGCGGGAUAAGAACGUGAUGCAGCUUAAGAAGCUUAAUACGGCGCUAUUCCCUGUCCGCUACAAUGAAAAAUACUACCAGGACGCCAUCGCCUCCAAGGAUUUCUCCAAACUAGCAUACUUUAGCGAUAUUUGUGUUGGUGCGAUAGCUUGUCGCCUGGAGAAGAAGGAAGGAGGAGCAGUCCGAGUUUAUAUCAUGACCUUGGGUGUACUGGCACCGUAUCGGGGUCUUGGUAUUGGGACAAAGCUGCUGAAUCAUGUGUUCGAUCUCUCAGCAAAGCAAAACAUCUCCGAGAUAUACUUGCAUGUUCAGACCAACAACGAUGAUGCAAUUGCUUUCUACAAGAAGUUUGGGUUCGAGAUAACACAGACAAUACAUAACUACUACAUGAACAUAACGCCACCGGAUUGCUACGUUCUUAUGAAAUUCAUUGGCCAGGCUGCUACAAAGAAAUGAGAAGCAGCCCGCGCAGCUUUGAGAGACCACUGCCACUCAAGUUAUGGUGGAGAUAGUUGGGAUCCGGUCACAGUUUGUGCUGUGCUUUCAUUUUUGUGAUCUUGAACGCUGUAGACUCCUGAGUAGCCUUUGCUAUCAUUUACAUUGGGAGUCAUCUUGCUUCAGGGCAUGGAUUCGUGCCUGAACAAUUUCUUGAGUUGCUGCUUUUGUGGGACAGCUGUGAUCUUGUAGGUCUGUAUGCCCAAUCGGGCUUGUAUCUUGAUGGAUCACGAUGUCAGGAUGUUCUGCAUGCUCAUUUUGGUUGAGGUGUGACGAUUCAGUUAUUCAUGCCUA